AUGGCUCAGGAGGCGCUGGCUGUGCACGAGCGCCUCUUGUUCCAGGCCACCUGCCCGUUGUGCCUGGAUGUGUUCGAGCACCCCGUGGUCACGGCGUGCGGGCACAGCUUCUGCGGGCAGUGCCUGGCGGCCGUACUGGGGGACCCCCCGCGCCCCGCCGCCUGCCCGCAGUGCCGCGCCCCGCUGGAGCCGGGCUCGCAGUACCCCAACCGCUCUGUGGGCGAACUGGCGGAGUUGGUCCGGUCCCUGGAGGAGGAGGCGGCGCGGCCGCGGUGCCCCCAGCACGGCAAGGCCCUGGCGCUGUUCUGCGAGCCCUGCGCCGCCCUGCUCUGCGCGCCCUGCCGGGACGGGCCCGAGCACCGCGGGCACCGUGUCCGCCCCGCCAAAGUGGCCGCCCGGGAGCUGCAGGAGACAUUCCAGACAAACCUGCUUACUUUACAAGAACAGAAGAAAAAAUUGAAUCACAGAGGAGACCAGAAAAGUGAAGACCUUCAGGUGACAGUGAGGUCGGAGCUGCAGCGAGUGGCUGAGAGCUUUGAGGAGCUGCAGCAGUGCCUGGAGGAGCAGAAGGAGACCCUGCUGGCCCAGCUGGUGCAGAUGUCCCAUAAGCUGGACAGUAAGAGCGGGGAAUACACGCGCAGGGUUUUGGAGAGGCAGUCGCUGCUGGACACAGUGAUUGCGCAGAUCCAGGAGAAGCGGGAGCAGCCGGCGGUCGAGUUCCUCAAGGAUGUCGGCACAAUCCUGAGCAGCUGUGAGGCAGCCAAGGCCCCGAUCCCAGAGCCAGUUUCCCCAGAGCUGCAGAGGAGCAUUCAGAACAGCCAACAACUCAUGGACAUGGUGGAUAAAUUCAGAGAAGGCACAGACUGAUGUUUCUGUCCCCCUCUAGAGCAGGUGACGCUGGACCCAGACACAGCGCAUCCUCACCCGAUCCUCUCAAAGAAACGCAAAAUGCUCCAGUUCAGAAAUGAAGAACAAAACCUCCCUGACAACCCCAAGAGGUUCAAAUUGAGCCGCUGUGUCCUCGGCUCCCAGGGGUUCACAUCUGGGAGGCAUUACUGGGAGGUGGAGGUCGGGGAAGAGGGCAGCUGGGCAGUGGGGGUGGCCCUGGAGUCCGUGCCCAGGAAGACGUGGAUCAACCUGCGCAGCUCUGAGAUGGUCUGGGGACUGCGAAUGACGUUCAAUGGCCAGUACAGAACAGGCUGCAUGACCACUGAGGUGCUGGAGCUCAGGGAAAAACUCCAGAGGAUCAGGGUUCACCUAGAAUACGAAGCGGGCCUAGUGACCUUCUACAACGCAGAGGACAUGACACUGAUCCAGCAGUUGGAGGCCACCUUCACUGAGAAAGUCUUCCCGUAUUUUUGCAUCUCCUCCCUAGUAACCCACAUCCGGGUGUGUCACUGACGGGGUGGGAUGGCUGCCGGGCCCCUCUUGCAUUGCCCUAAAUUGUUGAUUGUUCUUUCACCCUAGGUUAUUAGAAAUUUGCACUGAAUAGUCUCUAUACUGCACUGAAUAGUUUAUGUAAUAUCACAUGGUUUGUUCUUCCCCUCUCCUACCACAUGGAUUUCCUUCACCCACCCCUCUCCCCAGUACCCUCCCCUGGUCUCUGCCCUGCUUUACCCCUCCUCACUGGUGUCCCAUGGGCUGU
Molecule: messenger RNA, 1645 nt
Organism: Melozone crissalis (California towhee)
Lineage: Eukaryota; Metazoa; Chordata; Aves; Passeriformes; Passerellidae
Product: E3 ubiquitin-protein ligase TRIM7-like
Exons: 6
Molecular function (GO): protein binding; zinc ion binding
Source: RefSeq, a predicted model, not a curated record